CUGUGGACACCACCAAGGAUCCGUGCCAGAAGGUGAAGUGUAGCCGCCACAAGAUCUGUGUUACCCAGGGUUACCAGAGAGCAACGUGUGUCAAUGUCAACCGGAAGAAGCUGGAGCACAGAAGCAGGCAACCUGUAGAGCUGAUGCCUCAUGAGAACACCUGUAAGCCCUGCCCUGUGGCCGCUGCCGCCCCUGUGUGUGGUACGGAUAAACACAACUACGCCUCUCAGUGUAAGUUGGAGCAGCAGGGCUGUCUAACAGGGAAGGAUCUGAGUGUGAAAUGCCAGGGCAUGUGCCCCUGUGCCACCGCUGCUGCCCCCAUCACAGAGACCGAGGACAAACACGCAGAGAGCUGUACCGGGCAGGACCUGGCAGACCUUGGAGACCGCCUCAGAGACUGGUUCCAACUGCUCCAUGGAAACGCCAAGCAGAACAACUCAGGCAAGCCUGGACCUGGCACCGCCUCAGUCCUGGACAAGAGCCUGGUGGCCAGCUGUAAGGAUUCCAUAGGCUGGAUGUUCUCUAAGCUGGAUACUAAUACUGACCUGUAUCUGGACCAGGCCGAGCUGGCAGCUAUCAACCUGGACAAGUAUGAGGUGUGCAUCCGCCCCUUCUUCAACUCCUGUGACGGCUACAAGGAUGGGAGGGUAUCCACCGCAGAGUGGUGCCUCUGCUUCUGGAGGGAAAAACCCGCUUGUCUGGCUGAACUAGAGAGGAUCCAGGUUCAACAAGUGGCCAAGAAGAAGCCUGGCAUGUACAUCCCCAGCUGUGAUGAGGACGGCUACUACAGGCAGCUGCAGUGUGACCAGAGCAUGGGAGAGUGUUGGUGUGUUGACCAGCACGGAGGAGAAAUUAUGGGCUCUAGAAUCCAUGGCAACCCUGACUGUGAUGAACUGCUGGGAUAUUCCGGAGAUUUUGGGAGUGGCGUGGGAUGGGAGGAUGAGGAAGAGAAGGAGGAGAACGGAGAAGAGGCGGAGGAGGAGGAGGAGGAAGAGGAAGAGGGGGAGGCAGACGACGGCGGAUACAUCUGGUAGAAACUGAACCUAAACGAAGGACCUGGUCAGGAUGGAUCCACCCUAUUCCCUAUGUAGUGCACUACUUUUGACCAGGUCUCAUAGGGACACCCAUAGGGGUCUGUCAAAAGUAGUGCACUAUAUAGGGAAUAGGGUGUCAUUUGGGAUGCAAGCAUCUUUGUCUCCUAACAGCAAAAGAUUUGGGGAUUUCGGGGCAUGGAAUUCUGUCUCUAUUGUCGCCGUGUGGAUCUGGGGAGUGGGAGGUG
This is a messenger RNA of Oncorhynchus tshawytscha (Chinook salmon), 1279 nucleotides long. RefSeq names its product testican-2. Gene Ontology annotation, molecular function: protein binding; calcium ion binding. The annotation marks the transcript as partial. The record is from RefSeq and is a predicted model, not a curated record. Lineage: Eukaryota; Metazoa; Chordata; Actinopteri; Salmoniformes; Salmonidae. The transcript has 9 exons.